This is a messenger RNA of Porites evermanni, 8858 nucleotides long. The record is from the annotation of a GenBank genome assembly. Lineage: Eukaryota; Metazoa; Cnidaria; Anthozoa; Scleractinia; Poritidae.
UUCUGUGCUUUUUGAUCGACCAUGCCUCCUAUUCCAGUCGUAAACGGUGAUGUUGGCGAGAAGCUGGCAAAUGAAUCGGCGUCUAGCGAAAGCCUUGACCAGUCGAAUUCCUUGGACAAAACGGAGGAACCCUUUUUACCGGCCGAGGAGAAAAGCGGAGAUCCCGCAAAAAUCGCCUUGAAAAAGAACGUCUCACUUAUCAAUGGUAUUGGCCUUAUUGUGGGUACAGUCAUCGGCUCUGGUAUCUUCGUCUCUCCAAAAGGUAUACUCGAGGAAUCAAACUCAAUCGGGGCUUCUCUACUUGUUUGGCUUGGUUGUGGCGCGUUAGCUUUGUUUGGUAGCCUCUGUUACGCAGAAUUGGGAACGUGUUUCAAGAAGUCGGGCGGCGAAUAUGCUUAUCUCAUGGAAGCUUUCGGUAGGAUCCCUGCCUAUCUAUUUGCUUGGACAUCAGUGCUGAUCAUUCGACCGGCUUCAGGCGCCAUCAUUGCAUUGAUAUUCGCGGAGUAUGUAACCAAACCGUUUUAUCCUGAUUCACCAGCCCCGACCUAUUUGUUGAAGCUUUUGGCUUGUUCGUGCCUGGGUAAGUGAUUACUACUACUACUACUUUUUGAUUCAUUAUAAACCAGGAUAAGUUCGUGAUUUUCUUGUUUUAUUUUGUUUCGCACGUUGUUGUAGCAAGCGAAAUGUGGCUUUUGUAUUGAUCUAGUUUUGUACGGAGCUGUGUUCAUUGUCGCAGCUGGUAGAAACGUGGACAAACCUGCCCUAAGGCUUGGCGGGAAUUUCUGUUUUGUAAACUAAAUUGCUUUUUAUUUACAGUUUUCAGUGAGAUACCACCAAGGUUACCGGCCGUUAACUCCUUUAUGUUUUAGUAAUGAAAAAAUUGUAUAGACUAAGUUCAAGUCCUUCAGCGAUACCGACAAAUUCAAUUUUUAUUCCCAACCACGUGCUUUCAGCUCGAACACUGCGACUAAAAUCUGGUUAAAAAAAUCGCUAUACGGUUUUAUUGAGCUUAUUUUCUGAAUUACAACUUGAAAUACGAGCAAUUAUCUUUAUUGAACGUUUGUACUUCUACGAAUCGCAAAUGAUGACGAUCCCUUUUGUAAUAUUUUGGUCGCCAUGUUUCGUGAUUGCGUCAGAUAUUUGUUAUUCUGAACCAUUGGAGUGUGAAGCAAUCCAGCUUAACAUUCCUUAGUUCACGUGGGGUUGCUUGGAGAACUUCCAUGACAUUUCUUCAUUCCAAAAAUAGUGGAGAAAAAAAAAAUAGGGGGGAAGAUAUUGAAAACAGUCCUUUGAAAAUGUGCAAAACCUAAACGAUAUUGCCCUGUAAAAUUAAUUUAGCUUUUGGUUACCCAAAAAUAGAGUAUCAUUGCCCUUAAUCUGAUCAAUUAAAAAAGUGUACACUUUUAUUUGUGUUAUUUUUUUGAACCCCUUCAUUUAUUAUGCAUCCUACACUCAAGCUUCUAUAUAUCAUGAGGCUCAUAAGGAGAUUAUAAAAGGUUUUUGAUUUCUGCUUGGGCAUGGGGCGAUUGUAUCAUUGAAUCACUCAUUAGACAUAAUAUUAUAUGGAAAGUAUUUUUAAGGGCAAUACAGGUGUAUCUAGUCUUUAAUCAAAACAACGUCUUAAAUUCCCUUGAAAAAUCCGUCAUCUUUGAUGGAAAACUGCAAACUUUUGUUACAAAAUUUGUGUUUUUUCUUGGAGCACACAUUCUGCGCAUUUAGAAAUUUAAGUAUAGUUUUGAAUGUUUUAGAUGUCUUGAGUGAUAUAGUAUGAGUCCAAAUUUUUAGAGCAUUUACGUUUAAGUAUUGAUGAAAAAAGGAGACCUCUUAAAAACCCAAAUGGUUUAUCUAUCUUUAAAUCUUAAUUCAGAGGGAAAAGAGAUACCUCUAAAAUAGUUUUCCAGGGUUUUCAUUAUGAGCUCUAGUACACAUGUAGCUGGAGAAAGGUGUAACAUUAGAGGAGAAUAUUUUGAAAGGGGCUCCACAUCUACAUAAAAAAUAGUCGUAGGCUUACUGAACGUUAGCCAGAGAAUUCUGUGUAAUGAACAGAGAAUUCUCUCAUUUCUGAUGCCUAAUGAACGCCCUGGUUUUCCAUUUACAUUUUUUUAAUAACAUUUUUCCUCAAUCAAUUCACUUUGUUAAUAAAUUAUUGAUUGGUACACUCCCUAUCCUUCAUUGGCUCAAUUUACUCAGGAAACCCCUUUAGACUUCGACAGUUACAGUAUGUAAUAAAUGGUGUCUCUUGAGUGUUGUUAUGACUUCAAUCUUCUCUUUUGACUAACAAAGUGGCUUUUUUGUCAGAAUAAACACACUGUACAAGCAGAAGGAAAAUGAAAUAUCCUGCGUUUAAACUUUGGCCCUUACAUAUGCACUAUUGUCCAAGCAUAAUUUGAUAAAAUCAAGAUAGUUGGUUAUUGGCCAAGUUCUUUUUUUGUGUUUUUAUAGACCACAACAAAAUCAAGGUCCAUUAAAACGCAAAAAAAAAAUGAGGUAACUAACUAUUCAGCUGUUUUUUACCACACAUUCUUGACCAAUAAAGGAUUUAUUUGGCCAACACAAAUAACUAUACUUGCCGGAGAAAGUGGGUGAUUCCGAGAGGCAGAGUGACAGACCAAAAAUGAACAAUUUCAGAAUGAGAAAUGAUUGAUAGCAUUAUGUAGAACUCUAAAUCAAUUUUGGUUGCAACAAAUAUCUGAUGGCGACCCAUGACUAAUAUCAUUGUUAAUAUUCUCACUAUUUUCCAGUGAUACUCACUGCUAUUAACGUCUGGAGUGUGAAGUGGGCUACUCGAAUUCAGGACAUUUUCACAUAUGCAAAGCUUUUGUGUAUUGUGAUGAUAACCAUCAUUGGCUUUGUUGAACUUGGAAAAGGUACAAAAAAUGUUCAUUGUCAUAAAAAAACUAUCCAUUGACAUUUCAGCUUCACACAACCAUUGUAUUCUGACUUAAUUUUCUUAAAAUUAUUUAUGUCUAAAGGAAAGACUGAACAUUGGAAGGAUGGAUUUGCUGGGUCAACUACAGAUGUUGGAAAAAUUGGAAUGGCAUUUUAUAUCGGUCUGUGGGCGUAUGAUGGAUGGUGAGUUGGCAUUCCUAUAGAGGCUGCAUUUUAGGUAUUUUUCACAACUAAUAUUUUUGGUAAGAGUGGAGUUGGGAUUGUUCUCUAAGUGUUUUAAUGUAAAAAGUAAAAUAAAUAAUGGUGAAUACUCUGUGAAAGUAUAAGAGAAUUAUAGUUAGUGACUGAUUUUGAAAUGAAACCUGAAGGAGCUAGUUUAGCUAAGCACAGAAUUUUUGGUUUUUGUACAAAGACUUUAGUCUCGCAACAAUGUUGUUUUAAGUUUAGUGGUGAUCUAACGUGUAAAUGUAUAGGCCAUAGUUUCUGUGGUUGAGAGAGGGUUUUAUGCUCUUACAAUAAUAUUGGACAUUGGGCGAUUCCAGAAAAUAUCCAUACCAUACCACGGACGGCUUUUAGGAUUUCCGAAGGGGAGGGGGGGUUCACGAUUAUGGAAUUCUGAGGGCAUGGGGGGUAUUUACGAUUGCAAAUCUGAAGGCAUGGGGGAAUUUCACAGGUGGGAUUUCUGGAGUAGAAAGUGUAGAGUGAGUUCUUUGAAAACGCUAUUGUUGUGGACUUUUGUAGUUCGUAAAUAAAUCACGAACGUAUGACCGCGGAAGCAGAAGACAAACAUUGAUAGAUCAGACACGUGUUUACGCUCAUAACUUAUAGAAGUGAACAGUAAAACGUGGGUUUCACAUUAACCUUGAUGAAUUUCUUUUCACAUGAGAAAAAAAUGGAAUAUGUAUCUUACUGCUUGCAAGCUUCUUGUUACUCCCGUCCGAUGAACAGUAAAAAAACUCGCACCAGUCCCUGGCUUCCAAGGAACGCCUGUCAGAUUAGAACACUUUUCGUGCACACUACAUGACCUAUAUAAGGAAGCAACACGACUCGACGGUAUAUUUGACCGCCGAAAGAUUUUAACAGUCUGAAUUUGAGCUAUUUUGCUUUGUAAACGUCAAAACAGCACAAGAAAACAAAGAGGAGUAAAAUUGCCGUUAGUGGUGUUUAUUUUUAUUGCCAAAUUCGGACCUAAAAAGGAGUUGCACAGCCUGGCUACUAGCGGUAGGUUAGAGUAAAGCUUGUCGCCUGGCGCUGCUAGAUCACAGUCUUGAGGAGGCAUAAAUUCAUGUUCGUUUGUUCAUAUAGGCGUUGCUAAGUCGAAAAUGUACUUCCAAAAAAACGGAAAUUCUGAAGGGGAGGGGGGGGGUUCACGGUUAUGGAAUUCUGAGGGCAUGGGGGGGUAACACAUUUUGGAAUUUCCAAAGGCAAGGGGGGGAUAAAACAUGGAAGCCGUCCGUGGUUGGGUAUGGAUAUUUUCUGGGAUUACCCAUUGGGCGACCACAGGGAAUUAAGACUUUGUGACAACUGAUCAGUUUUGCUCCCUGGAGAAUAGGGAAGGGUACUGGGCCUUAGUUUUAGGGGCAUUUAAAAUUUUUGGGACACUUCCCUCUAUUAAAAUUCAAGCUUUUUAGCUCAGGAUACAGGUUAUCUGCUUAAGGACGCACAUUUUAUGUGGACAAGAUACUAAGCUGAUUUGCGCAUUGCUAUGUUACAGGAACAACCUCAACUACUGUACAGAAGAAAUGAAGCACCCUGAAAAGUAUGUAACUCUGAAGAACUUAGGAGAUAUUUUCAGUCUUAAGUUUUCUUUUUUAGUUUGCUUUGUGUCAUUAUACUUUUCACUAUCUGAUGCCAGUAGAUGCCCUUCAUUUCAUUCUAAACCAUCUCCAAAUUAAGUUACCGUUAAAUUCCGAAAAUAAGCCCCUCCAAAUAUAAGCCCCCCAAAAUCGUAACGCAAAAAACCCUCCUUUAAAUCGCCCCUCCGAAUAUAAGCCCCCCGGGGGGCUUGUACUUGGAAUUUGCCCUCAAAUACAAAGUAAAACAAAGCAAAAAUGGUAAAUUGCCUUUCCACUAGCUAGCCCAAGCAAAAGCUAGCUCAACCGAUUUUAUAACGCAAAUUUCCAUCCGUACAUAAGCCCCUCCGAAUAUAGGCUCCUCCAAAAAUAAGCCCCUCAAAAAGGGCCUUUGAAAAAUAUAAGCCCCGGGGCUUAUUUUCGGAAUUUUACGGUAUCUCAAAGCACAAAUGACCUGCAAUCCCAAGAUAUUAACCAAUCAAUACCUGUUUCUUUAUGGAUGUUGUCUGUUGAUGCCAUUAUGUCAAGCCCUACUAUUUAAUCACAAAAGGUGCUUACAACCUAAUGAUUAUGUAUUACUCUCUUUUACCUACAGAGAUAUGCCUAGGGCUAUAGUCAUUGGUAUCUCCCUAACCACUGUGUGUUACUUGAUGGUCAAUGUGGCCUAUGUAACUGUAUUGGGAUCAGCUGGGAUUCUGGCAUCUGAAGCAGUGGCAGUGGUGAGUUUAGGGAGGCACAAAUUUCCAACUUUACAUUCUAAACUCUGUAUGUAUAUUACCCAGACAACUUUGAAUUGAUACCAUUUACUGAGUCAUGUGUUUGCCUUUUACAGAGUUUAGCAGGGUCAUAUAACCUUCUAUGACUUCAGGGCUAUCACUAAGCACCUGGGGUGCAAGAUUUCCCACGCUCACUAUAAGGAUAACCCCCAGCUACCUUCUUAGGAAUCAAAAGAAAAAUAAAAGCAAAAGAACUUUCUAGCUGUUCAAUUCUGUGUUCUAAAAGCAUAUAACCAACAACUUGAAAUCUCACUGACAGCCCUGAUGAUUUGCCAUUGAGUUCCUCUAAUCAUGACAGUAGGGAGCUACGAUGACGACCACAACAAUGACUUCAAAAAAACAAUAGGUUUAAUGAUCAAAAUAACAGCCCUGCACGUGCAUCACGCUUUUUAGUACAUUUCUUUGACGUCCACUGCACGACUACGACGUGAAACCUCGAUCCUAAUUUCACCUUUUAUAGAGGACGUGGACCUAAGACAACAAAUUUUCCUUUAUCUUUUUAAACCUGAAUAAAAUCCUCAAGAAUUCAACUCCAGGAAAAGUCGCCUGCAUUUGACAUAUCGAGCGGGUCCAAAUAGAUGCAAUUAAGUUUGAAAGAAUGCAAAUUCAUUUUUUUACAGAUGUUUUCACUGCCAUCGUCGUCGUCAUCCUUGCUUUAGGUUCGUAAUGUUGUCCAGGUGGUUUGCUGGUUCCAUCCAGUCUAUCCCACCAGAGAAACUUAUCCUCAAACAAGUUCAUGUUCUUCCCCUGUGUUUCUGUUGAUAUUUCCCUCGGUCUGACUUAAUUUAGUCCACUGACUGCAUAUGGAAAGAAAUAAGUCAUUCCUCCCCUAAACCUUUCUUUACAACUCUCUUAGUGAGAUUCAGGCAACUUAAUUCAUUUUUGUGUUUACGAAUAGCUUUACAAUGCAUUUUUUGUUUAAAUAUUAAUUUAGAGUGUUGGCAACUUGUACCUUGGACCAGUGCAUUGGAUCGUUCCUGUUUUUGUGGCUUGUUCGACAUUUGGAGCUGUCAAUGGACUUCUCUUCACUAGUGGAAGGUUUGUUUCAACAAUCCUUGGCCCUACUAUGCACAUUUUACCAUGUUUAACCAUUUAAAUAGUCAGGGUAAGUUAGAGUAUUAUAUUGUUACCUCUGCUUGCUUUCCAGGUUAGUGUAUGUCGCUGCUCGAGAUGGCCUAAUGCCUCCUCUGUUGGCCAUGAUUCAUGUUAAGAGAUUCACUCCUUUGCCAUCCCUCUUUUUUACAGUAAGUACAAGUCUCUUUUUCUACAGUUGGCCUAGUUUGGUUUAGAUGGGGACCAAUGACCAUUUUUGACAAUAAACACAUUGAUGUUUCAUUACACGUGUUUUAACCAACUUCCUCUCUUGAUUCCAGACAAUUGUUGCCAUUUUGAUGUUAAUCCCAGAAGCUAGCAGCUUCAUGACCUUGGUUGAUUUCUUCAGUUUUGCUGCCUGGUUGUUUUAUGGUAGUACAUUUGCAGCCCUUCUGUGGAUGCGACGAUCAAGAGCAAAUGUAGAAAGGCCUUAUAAGGUAAGCCAGAAUUGCUGAUAAUAGUAACUGUUGCACAGCCAUCACUGUUUGGAAUUGUUGGAAAAAGCAUAUGCCAUAUUCUUGUACUGCCAAAUUUUAUAAAAUUCCUGAUCCCCCACCCUUAAUAAUAGCCAUAUAAAUUGUGUUGAAAAUUGUGAGAAUCAUGUCUCUUGUAGGGCGUCUUGACUGAUGUAUCAGCUGAUAUAUUGGUAAACUGUUGGUCAUAUUGGUCACCAUAUUGUUUAAUUCCCCAGAUUAACCAGUUACCAAAUUGCAGGGUAUUUUCAUUUAUUGACGGACAGACCUCAUCCAGAAACUUCAAAUUUGUGGCUACUCUUUUUCAGUUUCCCUCCCCACUUGGUUUCCCAAGGGACCUGACAUAAGUGAUUUGUUAUAUUUCUAGACUUUCACUUCAACAGUGACACAAGAAUAAUGGAGCGAAUCAAAUCAUUUGACUCCGUUCUUAUAAGAACUCAAAUUUAAUUUUCAAAACCUCUGAAUCACUGAAUGAAUGAUUUACACAGUACUUUCCUUAUCUUACCUGCAUCUUUUUCCUCCGCUAGCUGCUCUUUCUCUUCAGGGAUAACUUUUAAAAUCGUUGCUUUUUAGCUUUUUUGGAGGCUUCAUGUUUGUGUUGUGGUUCUUGUUGUGUUCAUUCUUCCCCCCCCCCCCCCCCACCUGAGUUCCGACGCGGUUUCUUCCGAUCUAAAACCUCUGUAUAACCGAAGGAAUUAUUUUCAAAAUAUUUUCCUUUACUUCCCCUCCUCUUUUUCCCCCGCCAGUUGCUUUUUCUUUUCAGGGUAAAAUUUUAAAAUCUUUUCUUUUUAUCUUUUUUGGGGGGUUUCUGUUUGUUUUUUGGUUUUUUUUGUUUUUAUUCCCCCCCCCCCCCCCCAAGAAAAAAAAAAAAACUGGCAUUGUUUUUCCCAACUUCUAUCAUGCCACUUUCCACCAUGCUUUGAUCACAUGCUGUAAUGUAUCCUGAACAGGUUACAUUUGCUCAAUGUAUCACGAUUGGGAUACAUUUGAUUUUAGUCAAGGCCAUGUGACCAAGAAUGAACCAGUGGCAGUCCCUGUUUACUUGAGUGAAAGUCUAGGAAUAUAACAAUAUUAUUUGUUUUAUACUUCAGGUAAAUAUCAUCAUACCCAUUGGCAUGUUGCUUGCCUCUAUUUACCUUGUUGUUGCACCAAUCACAACUGAUCCAUGGGGAUCUCUCAUAGCUCUGGCAAUAAUCGUGGCAGGUCUUCCAUUCUACUGGCUGUUCAUUUACAGUGAUAAGGCACCAAAAUUUAUCCUUAAUGCAGCAGGUAAGACUCAGAUACUUAGAGGAUACCUAACCCUAACCCUAACCCUAAAUAUCUUGCUAAGAAAGACUACAUGUUCUCAGCUUAAGUGUUGCCUCAAGCCUCUGUGCUCUUUGCUUGCCUUUUAGUCCCUGCAAUAUAGGGGAUGUUACAUAUGUUCUGCUUUCAUUAUUUUGUGUUGAAUUAUGUCCAUAACAAUGUUUGGCCCAUAAAAGUUUAUUGAACUUCUAGAGCAUGAUGUAUGCAAUGUGUUAUGUAAUUAGAUCUCUGUACAUAGCCAACAUGGUUGCACACAUAUAAAGCGGUGGGUAUUUUGGGAGCGCAAGAUGGUUACAUUUAGUUAAAUGGAUACAUUGAGAAAUAUCAGCCUUACUGGAACUUAUGUCCACUAUUAUAAUUAUUAUGUAGAUCAUUAACUCUUCAGUUUACAAACUUUAAGAUUAUCAAUUAGAUGAUGUAUUCUGUCAAUGACAAAUUGCAUUUUUUUUCCAGAUACGUUCACAGCCUGGUGUCAGCGGGUAGGGAACAUGGCUUUUGAGGAUCCUGACACUGUGCCAGUUGAAGUAUAA